This is a messenger RNA of Mizuhopecten yessoensis (Yesso scallop), 2535 nucleotides long. Its product is annotated as calcyphosin-2-like. The record is from RefSeq and is a predicted model, not a curated record. Gene Ontology annotation, molecular function: calcium ion binding. The coding region runs from base 123 to 2258 and encodes 711 amino acids. NCBI's taxonomy places the organism in Eukaryota, Metazoa, Mollusca, Bivalvia, Pectinida, Pectinidae. The transcript is spliced from 19 exons.
GUUUACUUCCGGUAAUGGACGACCAAAACUGACGACUCCGACUGCAUAGAGAUUUCAUUGUUUCACAACACUAUACAGGCCUAGUUGAAAUGGAGUAAAGCUACAAGUUAACAACUAGAACCAUGAAUUCUAUUUUGGGUGGCUCGCCUUCUCCUUUCACGCAUCAACGAAAUAUCCCAGGAAGUGCUAGAAGACCAUCUAGUGGAAGACCGGGCACCUCCCGUAACCCAAUCACGGGAGAAGAAUACGAUUACAGGCCACCAUCAAGACAAGUUUCCAGACCAGAGCCACCAUCAAAACAAGUUUCCAGACCAGAGCCACCACCAUCAAAACAAGUUUCCAGACCAGAGCCAUCAUCAAGACAAAUUUCCAGACCAGAGCCGCCAUCAAGACAAGUUUCCAGACCAGAAAGUCGUCCACAGGGUGUUCCAGCUUUGAAUUUGAAUUGCUUUACAAGAGAUGCAGAGGUGACUCGUCCCAUACAGGUAGAUGACUACUUAGACUCACCGGGCUCUGCCAGGACUGCUGUUAGUUGGGGUACUCCAUGCGGAACAGACAGAAGUCAGCGCCAGUCAGCCCGGGGUUCAGCACCUUAUCAGUACGAUUCCUGGGGGCGGGGUGAACCUGUGUCAAGGGGAAGGGGCAGUGGAAGGAGCAGUCGACCCCAGGACGUCCCAGAACUUCAGCUGGAGGAGGAUAUACAACCUAGGUCAAAGGUCAAGACACCUAAAACACCUAAAGAGCCAUCUGCAUGGGACAAGGUUCCCCUCCCAGACGAGUUGCCUCCUCCCUCGGCCAAACACAAAGAGAUGUACAAACAGUAUGAGAAUGAAAUGAAGCACUCCUAUAGAACUAAAGGCCAGGUGACAAAUGCAGAUGUUGACCGAGAGGUGGCAGUGAUGAAACACACACGUCCAGUAACUUAUGGGGAUGUACGGGACGAGGUGGAUCGAGAAGACAUUGGUGACAGUGCUGAUGAAGAUGAUGUCAUUGAUUACCAAUGGGCAAAUAAGAAAUCCUACUCUACCAAACAAAUUCUGAAGAAAAUGGAUGCGGAGGAAAUGCUUGAAUACAACAAAAAGCAGAAACUGAUUGAGACGGUCAUGGUGGACCAGCUCUCCAGGGCUGUGAUUAGUGACCCGGAUCAGAAUACAAGAAGUUCCAGCAGGAUGGCAGACUCCCGCCGUGCUCGAGGCUCCAACAGAUCUCUCCAUGACUCAAAAGUGAGGACCAACGGUACUGCCACAGAAAAUCUGUUGUCCAAGAGGAUCCGCUUUGGUGCUAGGGUGGUAACCAGAAAUGGCCAUGAUGCGAUGAGAGAACUUACAGGGUUUUUCUUCAGCACAGAUAACACAUUAACCAUAUAUGAGUUCAGACAAUUUGGUAAAAGUGCAAAGGCCUUGCCGUUUAUUGUUCGAGGUAAAUACUGCCAUGUCCAAGGUCCAAGGAAGGGGGAGCUCUACAGCCUGGCAGACAUUGUACAGGGGAUGACUCUCAUUAUACCUUCUGAAGGCCAACACUCCUUGCCAGACACACUGAAGAAACAGGAACUGAUUUACUUCACUCUGACCGACGUGGAGGAGGAGGAGAAACAGACUGUUCUCUUAAGUGAUGUUCGACCUUCAGCGAGAAUGAAUGCCUAUGCUAAACUCCAUAUACAAAACAAACAAGAGUACCAAGACCGAGUCUUUUUGUCAAAUCUCCAAGCUGAGGUGAGGAAAAAGUUGAAGAAGAGAGGUGUGAGGACGAUGACUGGUCUGGGACGUCAUUACCGACGGGCAGACACUAAGGGCACUGGGGUUCUGUACAAGUACGAACUGGAAGAAGGCAUCAUCAAAUUCCACAUUGACCUCACCCCUGAUCAACUUGACGGUGUGUUUGAGAUUUUGGAUCCAGAGGAGCGAGGAGAGCUUGACUACACAGUGUAUGUACAUGGAGUAAUAGGCACCAUGAACGAGUACCGCAAGACCCUCGUCAGGAAGGCUUUCCGAAAAGUUGAUGCAAGUAAAAGGGGUCGGAUCACUCUAAAUGAGAUCAAGAAAUUCUUCAACUCAAGUUUCCGGCCACAUCUUAACCCAGCAAUCUCCGGUGAUUCGUCUGUAAGUGCACUGCAUGCAUUCAUUGAUGCUGUCCAGGAGAGCAAAAGACAGGAGGAGGUGACAUUCGAGGAGUUCGAGGAUUACUACGAGGGCCUCAGCAUAGCUGUUGAUAGUGAUGAUGACUUCGCUAACAUACUCCGCAACACAUGGAGUAUAUAAACAAUGCUUAUCAAGGAUUGAAAGUCACGAUAUUGUAGAGUGUGAGAUUGUCACCGUCUCUGCUUCUUUCCAAUCUUACAUUGUUUUUGCUUGUGAAUGUUAACGUGCUGUAAUAUAUGCUGAUGUAGAUGUAAUGAUACGUGGAUAUUUCUACUGAUGAUUCAAAGAUACCACAUGUCAGUAUGAGGAAUCAGGUAUAUACUAGAGGUUCCCCAACGAAUGGUGUUUGGUUAUCAUGUUUAUCUAACUCGAGUUACUUAGUCUUCAAAUUGUAUAA